AUGGCAUCGGCAGAAAAGGAUAUAGCUCGCGAUAUGGGCUCUGACAUACCCUAUCCUUCUGAGAAAGAGCCAGAGACAGCUCACACUCCGAAAGAUGUCGCUGACGCUCCUGAAAAUUCGGAUCAUGAUUCCCUCGAUCAAGAGGCUCAAGCUGGUGUGAAGGGAGUGCAGGCCGCGGCAGCCGUGUGGUCCAAGUCUCAUUUGAUCCUGGCAUAUGCGAUUAUUUGGUUUAUCUAUUUUGUUACAUCAAUUCAGGAGGUCGUCAUCCGUUCUCUAAACCCCUACGUCACUAGUGCUUUCAUGCUCCAUUCUUUGACAGCUGCCACGAGUAUCAUGGCCAAUAUCAUUGGUGGCCUGAGCAAAAUUCCCUUGGCAAAGAUAUUGGAUUCAUGGGGUCGGCCUCAGGGUAUGAGUUUGAUGUUGUUCAUCUGGGUUGUGGGAUUCAUCAUGAUGGCGGCUUGCAACAACGUUCAGACAUACGCAGCUGCGCAAGUUUUCUCUUCCGUCGGAUCCCAAGGCGUCAGCUAUUGUUUGACAGUUUUCAUUUCCGAUACCUCAGCAUUGAAAAAUCGAGCUCUCAUGUUGUCCUUUGCGACCUCGCCAUACAUUAUCACAACCUGGAUUGGAGGACCAAUCUCUCAGAGUGUCCUCGAAGGACCCGGCUGGCGAUGGGGAUUCGGAAUAUUCACAAUUUUCGUUCCGCUCGUGGUGGCUCCUCUGUGUAUCCUGUUCUUCUGGAAUCAGAGAAAGGCCAAGAAGAUGGGUUUGCUCGCGCCCAGCCGUGGUCCGCUCACAUUGUCUACAGUCAAGCAAUACUGUAUAGACGUUGACUUGAUCGGAAUCAUUCUUCUGGCUGGCGGAAUGGCCUUGUUCCUUCUUCCAUUUAGUCUCUGGUCAUACCAAAAGGACCUAUGGCGCUCCGCGAUGAUUAUCUGCAUGAUCAUUUUUGGAGGAAUUUUGCUCAUCGUAUUCGCUAUCUACGAGAGAUUCUGGGCCCCAGUGACCUUCAUCCCAUUCAACCUGCUGAUGGACCGAACCGUUUUCUUCGGCGGAUUGAUGUUCAUCUUUGAAUUUAUGAACUCGAUGAUCUGGGGUAGUUACUUCUCAUCAAUGCUCCAGGUCGUCUGGGGUCUGGACGUCACAGAAGCCAGCUAUGUUUCAGCCAUUUACAGAGUCGGAUCCUGCCUCUUCUGUCUCCUCGUCGGUUUCCUGAUCCGCUGGACUGGUCGCUUUAAAUGGCUGGCCGUUUACUUCUCUUUCCCUCUCAUGAUCCUAGGUGUUGGUCUCAUGAUCAAAUUCCGCCAGCCCGAUGCUGGUAUUGGGUACAUUUGCAUGACUCAAAUCUUCGUUGCCUUUGCUGGUGGAACCACUGUCAUCUGUGGCGAGCUUGCUAUGAUGGCGCCUUCAGACCACCAGCACAUCGCUGUUAUCCUUGCUAUGUUGAAUCUGUUUGGUAGCAUUGGCAGUGCCAUUGGUUCAACUGUGUCUGCCGCUAUCUGGACUAGUGAAUUCCCAAAGGCGCUGGCCAAGUACGUGCCGGCGGAGGUGAAUGUGGCAAAGGUUUAUUCGGAUAUUACGGCCCAGCUGUCGUAUGAAUGGGGAAGCCCGGCCCGGAAUGCUAUUGCUCGUGCUUAUGGAGAUGCGCAGCAAUACAUGCUGAUUACCAGUGUCUGUAUGCUGGUUGUUGCUUGGGGAUGUUCUGCGAUGUGGAGAGAUAUUAAGAUAAAGGAUCUUAAGCAGGUCAAGGGUCGUGUGAUUUAA
This is a messenger RNA of Penicillium griseofulvum, 1761 nucleotides long. Its product is annotated as Major facilitator superfamily domain, general substrate transporter. NCBI's taxonomy places the organism in Eukaryota, Fungi, Ascomycota, Eurotiomycetes, Eurotiales, Aspergillaceae. The transcript has 3 exons. The record is from RefSeq and is a predicted model, not a curated record. Gene Ontology annotation, biological process: transmembrane transport. The coding region runs from base 1 to 1761 and encodes 586 amino acids. Gene Ontology annotation, molecular function: transmembrane transporter activity.